Messenger RNA from Diaporthe citri, 1338 nucleotides. RefSeq lists its product as uncharacterized. Gene Ontology annotation, biological process: rRNA processing; ribosomal large subunit assembly. The record is from RefSeq and is a predicted model, not a curated record. Gene Ontology annotation, cellular component: nucleus. The transcript is spliced from 4 exons. Bases 1 to 1338 code for a protein of 445 amino acids. Lineage: Eukaryota; Fungi; Ascomycota; Sordariomycetes; Diaporthales; Diaporthaceae. Gene Ontology annotation, molecular function: exonuclease activity; nucleic acid binding.
AUGGAAGGACUGAUAUCCUCCCAAAGUCUCGACGUCUCGGCAGCCACAUGGAAGCCUGAACAGCCUGGACAGCCCGAGCUCCCUGCUGCUGCGCCGACUUUCCUUCCAGUCAGAAUUUCUGACUCGGGCUCGUUGGUCUUGGACCCAGGCCAGACCGAGGAUGCCUACAUGAAGCAGCUGCAGAAGCUCAGGCACAGCAAGGAGACGCUGCAGAAGGCCGGGUAUGUGAUGCAACCUUUGACCGAGGUCGAACUGGACCAGAAGAAAAAGUGCGGAAGAUGCCACAAAGUCGUCUUCAAGAAGCCGUUCAAGCGCGCCUUUAAUGGAAAGCCAAAGCCAGGCAGCGAUACUGUCGCAGCAUCUGCGACCCGACAGGGACCAUCAGGUGGAGCCACAGACGCCGUUUCCAAGACAACCCAACGCGACGAGCGUUCCAAAAAGCCUCCUGCAAAUGGACCUCAGCCGGAGUGCAGAUACCACAGCGGACACUUCAAUGGCCGUACCUGGAGCUGUUGCAAGACUGGUGCAUACAACCAGCCCUGCGAGACUGCGGCUGAGCACAAGACUGCUGAAUACAAGCCAGGAGAGCUGGAACGGCAGUAUCGGUACUACCAAACACCAGCUGCAUCCUCAUCCGCAGUUCGCCGGGCCGUAGCAAUCAGCGCCGUCGAUUACUUCACCGCCGAGGUGCUUGUCGACAAGUUGGUUUUUCCCGACGACCCGCUCCUCAGCUACAACAGUCGCUUCUCUGGGGUCAACCAUGCUCAGAUGACGAGGGCCAAGUCAAUGGGAGACUGCUUUCUUGGAAUCUCAGCAGCAAGAGGAGCUAUCUGGAAGUUUAUUGGACCAGACACUAUCGUAGUCGCUCAUUCCGGCCAGAAUGAUCUCAACUCUCUGCGUUGGCUUCACGGCAACAUUGUUGAUACUCAGUUGGUGGAGUCACUGCCGGUGAUGAAACUGGAGAAAGAAGCCCGGGAGAAGGAGGCCAACGAGAGGGAGGCCAACAAGAAGGCCCGCGAGGAACAGGCCCUCCGUACGACUGGAAAGGAGGGGCCGAGUGCCAAGGCAGCCACGAACCCUAGAUCGAAGGAUUUGGCACAGCAGGAAGCACAAACGACGAAUCCUCAGAAGCCAACCGAACCGCCCAAGAAGAAGGCCAAAGGCUCUGGUCGAUUUUCACUGAAGACGUUGACGAAGGAGCGCGUUGGUAGGGAGAUUCAGAUGGGCAAAGAGGCACACGACAGCGUUAUGGACGCUAUUGCUACCAGGGACGUUGCUCAUUGGAACGUUCUCAACUUUGGCCAUGGCUUUUACGAGAUCAAGAGCUCUACUUCUUGA